Misgurnus anguillicaudatus (oriental weatherfish) is the source of this 3539-nucleotide messenger RNA. NCBI's taxonomy places the organism in Eukaryota, Metazoa, Chordata, Actinopteri, Cypriniformes, Cobitidae. The record is from RefSeq and is a predicted model, not a curated record.
GGAAUGAUGAGGGGCGGGGUUAGUCCGUGACAUCACAGACUGACUGACAGACUCAACUUCUGCUCGCUUUGCACUUCAGUGGCGAUAAUGGAUGGCGCCAGCCUUCCUUCCUAAUAAUAGUACGCAUAAUAUGAGGCAUGAAAAGAUGCCCUUGAUAAAUAGGACAACGGUGCAAUCGUAUAGAAAAAUCGCAAACACGCCACUCGUCUAAACUGUGAGAUCUUCUUGAACCUGAGCAAACAGAGGAGGCGCAUCGGGUGGACGGACUGCAGCAUCCACCUGCAUCCUCUUGCAUCCCGCGGGCGCAUUAUCCUCCCCCUCCUCUCUCUGACUGACCUGAACUGUCUGAACUCAGCACGCAAACACUGAAAGCAAUGGCAGCCGGCGGAGGAUGUGCGGAAUCUGUGGAUCAGUACCGAGUUGAAGUGGAGAGGCUGACUCGGGAGCUUGCCGAGGCGAACCGGGAGAAGAUCCGGGCUGCGGAAUGCGGUCUGGUGGUGCUGGAGGAGAAUCAGACGCUCAAACAGCAAUACGCGGAGUUGGAGUCCGAGCAGGAGGCGCUGAGACAGGAGUUGGAGCAGCUGCAGGAGGCAUUCGGUCAGGCAUACACCAACCAACGUAAGACAGCUGAGGACGGUGAGACGCAUGAGGAGACCUUGUUGCGGGAGUCCGCCUCUAAAGAAGCCUAUUACAUGGGACGUCUAGUGGAUCUACAGAGCCAGCUUAAAGUGAGCAGCUCCGCGGCCUCCAACGCUCAAGCCGAGACCGAACGUCUCAACAUCCUGGGACAGGAACUCAGAGAGAACAAUGAGAUGUUGGAGCUUCAGAGGAACAGGAUGAGAGAAGAAAUCAGAGAGUAUAAGUUCAGAGAGACAAGACUCCUGCAGGACUACACUGAACUUGAAGAGGAAAACAUCACUCUGCAGAAACUGGUGUCAACACUUAAACAAAAUCAGGUAGAAUACGAGGGUUUAAAGCACGAAAUUAAAGUCCUUGAGGAGGAGACGGUGCUCCUCAACAGCCAGCUGGAGGACGCCUUGCGUUUGAAAGACAUUUCCGAGGGCCAGUUAGAUGAGGCACUGGACGCUCUGAAGAAUGAGAGAGAACAAAAAAACAACCUGAGAAAGGAGCUAUCCCAUCAUCUCAGCCUGACAGACAGCGUGUAUGGACCCAGCACCCACCUAACCAUCUCUGCCGUGGAGGGCCUGAAGUUUUCAGAUGAGACAGCGAACAUUUCUGCCUCCGGGUCAAGUCCCAAUAACGAGGAUAGUAACCGGUGUAAUGAGUCUAAUGGGCACGGACUGAAGUUGAAUGGUGAAUUCCAUCGACCUGGAGGUAGGAAGGGUGAAGUGCUGCACCCUGUAUCUGAUCUCUUCAGUGAGCUGAACCUGUCCGAGAUACAGAAACUCAAACAACAGCUAUUGCAGGUGGAGCGAGAAAAGGCAUCUCUGCUUACCAACCUGCAGGAGUCUCAAACACAACUACAACAUACACAGGGUGCUUUGACAGAGCAGCAUAUGCGCGUUCACCGCCUCACCGAGAGUGUCAAUGCCAUGAAGCGUCUCCAUACCGACAAGGAGUUUGACACGGAGGAGACCGAAAAGUGUGAUGGGCUCUUUAACGGUUGCUGUGAGUAUGAGACGGACACCAAUGGAAUAGAGAUCCUAGAGUGUAAAUAUCGAGUCGCCGUUACUGAGGUCAUUGACUUGAAGGCAGAGCUUAAAGCCUUAAAAGAAAAGUAUAACCAAUCUGUGGAGAGCCAAUCAGAAGAGUGCAACCGCAGAGAAGGAAAGGUCAAGGCUCUGGAAGAGCAGGUGAAGCGUUUGGAGAAAGCUUGCCGUGAGGGCCGAGAGCGCGUUAAUAGCCUGGAGGCGGAGCUUCAGGGCACUUUGGGUGUGGCUAAUGAGAGUAACAGUAUGUUGAAUGCUGCUCAGGAUGAGCUGGUUACGUUUAGCGAGGAACUCGCUCAGCUUUACCAUCACGUCUGCUUGUGCAACAACGAGACGCCAAAUCGCGUCAUGCUGGACUACUACCGUCAGAGCAGAGUCACGCGGAGCGGAAGUCUCAAAGGCACGGAUGACCCGAGAGCCCUGCUUUCUCCACGGUUAGCUCGCCGUCUUGCUGCCAUUAACUCAUCAGACAUGUCCAAGAGUCCUCAAGAUUCUCCAUCAAAGGAACCCUUGGGAGAAGGAUCGGGAAGUCCCAACAAAACCCCAUUCGGUUCCCCAGUUCACUCUUCAUUACUCUCCACCUCCUCAGUCCCAGAGACCGGAGAUCUCCGCAAGGAGCCCAUGAACAUCUACAACCUUAACGCCAUCAUCCGUGACCAGAUUAAACAUCUGCAGAAGGCCGUAGACCGAUCGCUCCAGCUGUCCAGGCAGAGAGCUGCAGCACAAGAGUUGGCACCCAUUUUGGAUAAAGACAAGGAAGCCUGCAUGGAGGAGAUCUUGAAGCUCAAAGCCCUCCUGAGCACCAAGAGAGAGCAGAUUGCCACUUUACGCCUUGUCCUCAAAGCCAACAAACAGACGGCAGAGGUGGCCUUGGCUAACCUGAAGAGUAAAUAUGAGAAUGAGAAGACUAUGGUGGUGGAGACAAUGAUGAAGCUUAGAAAUGAACUGAAGGCUCUUAAAGAAGACGCAGCUACCUUUUCCUCACUGAGGGCGAUGUUUGCCACAAGAUGUGAUGAGUACGUUACUCAACUAGACGAGAUGCAGAGGCAGCUGGCGGCUGCAGAAGAUGAAAAGAAAACUCUGAACUCGCUGCUCCGUAUGGCCAUUCAACAGAAACUGGCGCUGACCCAGCGGCUGGAGGACCUGGAAUUCGACAACGAGCAGUCUCGCUCUGGCCGCGGAGGGAAAUCGGUACGAUUCAGGAGCAGCCCUCAAAAAGUAAGUCAACGAACCGCAUUCACCGCUCCACCCAGCCCCACCGCUAGCUCACCUUUACUAGAUGUUCCUGCUCCAUCACUUUCCUCUUGGAGUUCCUCAGCCCAGCCGUUUUUCCUCGGCCAGUCCAAGUGGAAUCUGGGCACUCAGACUUUAGUCUUAGACCCACAGACACUGAACGUCGAAUUUUAUCACGACUCUGGCCACAGCUCAUCAUCUGAUGUUCGCGUCCCUAGAUCGGCUCCUACGUCACCUUAUCGUUCCCCUGUCCUGAACGCACGGCAGCCGUCGCCAUGCUCGGUGAGAUCUCGUGUGCGCUCCAGUGUGACUCCGUUUACAGCUUCAGGUGCCUCAAGAAACUCGGUAGUCACUCCAAUGGUUCCCAGAAAUCCUCAGUAGGUGCAAAGUCGAGGACAGACUGGUUUCCAUCUAAUGUGUUGAUAUGAUUAAACUCAGGGAUGUAUUUAGAGAAUGCUUUCAAUUUUGUAUUAACCCUACUUCAAAUAUCAACUGUUUUUGUUUACUCUGGAUUUAUUUGGGUCCCAUAGUUUUACAAAAUGGCAGGCCUAUGUAUUAUUUCAAAGGUCCCUGUAACAAUUCAAAUAAUAACUUGUUUCUGUAAAUAAAAUAAUAAAAAUAAGAUUAAAUAAAGAA